AUGGGUAAAGAUCUGAGCGAGGAGCAAGUUUCUGCCAUGAAGGAGGCUUUCUCUCUAUUUGACACCGACGGUGACGGUCGGAUCGCUCCGUCGGAACUCGGGAUCCUGAUGCGCUCACUUGGAGGAAACCCCACCCAGGCCCAACUAAAGUCUAUUGUCGCUGAAGAGAACCUCACGACCCCAUUCGACUUUCCCCUAUUUCUUGAUCUCAUGGCGAAACACAUGAAACCAGAACCCUUUGAUCGCCAACUGAGGGACGCCUUCAAGGUCCUUGACAAAGACUCCACUGGCUUUGUCUCCGUCUCAGAGCUCCGUCACAUUCUCACCAACAUCGGCGAGAAGCUUGAACCCUCCGAGUUUGAUGAGUGGAUCAGGGAGGUCGAUGUGGGCUCCGAUGGCAAGAUCCGCUAUGAGGAUUUCAUCGCCAGAAUGGUCGCUAAGUAUGUCAUAUCUUGUGUCGUGUUUCUUGCAUGUCUACUGCAUCCUGCUGUCACUUUUGCAUGUCUACUGCAUCCUGCUGUCACUCGUCUUUUGUAA
This is a messenger RNA of Sphenostylis stenocarpa, 537 nucleotides long. NCBI's taxonomy places the organism in Eukaryota, Viridiplantae, Streptophyta, Magnoliopsida, Fabales, Fabaceae. The record is from the annotation of a GenBank genome assembly.